This is a messenger RNA of Prunus armeniaca (apricot), 1215 nucleotides long. NCBI's taxonomy places the organism in Eukaryota, Viridiplantae, Streptophyta, Magnoliopsida, Rosales, Rosaceae. The record is from the annotation of a GenBank genome assembly.
AUGAAGAACCCAGUCGUGACGAGUUGGACCGAGUCGACUCGGAAUCUCUUCAAACCAGUCAUCGUUUUAGUCAUCACUUUCGCUGCCACCGUCAAACUAUCUCAGUCUCUCUAUCGCUACAACCUCCGCCGCCGCUCAAGAGCUCGCUCCGGAACGAUGUCGUCGUCUUCUUCAUCUGACAACGGCACCGGCGUCCAAGCUCGUAGGCGCAGUCGUAUUCUCUCCAGCAAGCUCUACUUCGACAUCCCCAACUCCAAGGUGCCGUUGAUUUAUUCGUCUGCAUACGAUAUUACUUUUCUUGGCAUCGAGAAGCUGCACCCGUUUGAUUCGAGUAAGUGGGGUCGGAUAUGUGGGUUUCUGUUGGUGGAUAAUGUUGUGGACAAAAAUUGCAUCGUAGAGCCUCUGGAAGCUUCAAAGAAUGAUCUCCUUGUGGUACACUCGGAAGCAUAUUUGAAUUGUCUAAAGAAAAGUGCAAAUGUUGCUAUGAUAAUUGAGGUACCUCAUGUUGCCGUAUUCCCGAAUUGCCUUGUGCAGCAGAAAGUUCUCUAUCCAUUUCGCAACCAGGUGGGGGGAACUAUCUUGGCUGCAAAGCUUGCAAAAGAGCGAGGAUGGGCCAUCAAUGUGGGGGGAGGAUUUCAUCAUUGCUCUGGGGAAAAAGGAGGGGGAUUCUGUGCUUAUGCAGAUAUUUCUCUUUGCAUACACUUUGCCUUUGAGCGGUUAAACAUAUCAAGGGUGAUGAUUAUUGAUCUUGAUGCACAUCAAGGAAAUGGCCAUGAAACGGAUUUUGCCAAUGACAGUCGAGUCUAUAUACUGGAUGUGUACAACCCUGGAAUAUAUCCAUUUGAUUAUGAAGCAAGGAGAUACAUUGAUCAAAAGGUUGAAGUAGUGAGUGGAACUACAACAAAUGAGUACUUGAGAAAAUUAGAUGAAGCACUUGAGGUUUCUGUUCAUAGUUUUGAUCCUGAGUUGAUAGUCUACAAUGCUGGAACUGAUAUUCUAGAUGGAGAUCCUCUGGGCAGGUUGAAGAUCAGUCCUGAUGGGAUAACAAAUAGAGACGAGAAAGUUUUCAGGUUUGCUCGUAAGAGGAACAUUCCUAUUGUCAUGCUCACAUCAGGUGGUUACAUGAAGUCUAGUGCCAGAGUUAUAGCAGACUCGAUAACCAAUCUCUCGAACAAAUGCCUUAUAGAUACAGGUAAAAACAUGACUGCCACAUGA